GAUUAUACACAAAUCUUCCUAUCUUCGAAACCCUAAGAAUCUCUCGAUCUCAGAUCUGCCGUCAACACAAAUCUUAGACGAUCUUUCGAUCUAGACUUCUGAUUCCUCCUCUUUCUUAACUCUCUAUUCAAUCGUCGACAUCUCUUUUACCGAUUCGUAUUCGAAGAUGUCUCGAUGCUUUCCUUACCCUCAGCAUGGAUAUUUUGCUAAGAUCGCCGUCAACGACGCCUUGAUCGAUUCGAUUAAGCUCCAAAGAGAAACAGAAAAGGCUGUCAAAGCUGAAAGGAAGAAAGAAAGGAAGUUGGAGAAAACAUUGAGAAGGGAGAGGAAAAGUGAAAAGAAGAAGGAAUUGGAACAGCUUGGUAAAAGAAAACGUGAUGAUGAAAAGCCAAACAAAUUGGGGAAGAAAGAUGAUGAAGAUAAUAAUCCAACGAAAUGUGACUCUGGUAAUCUGGAAAGAAGCAAUAUAACUGAAGAAUUAGGGAAACCUUCUUCCAUUCAGAAUCCAUGUGCUUCUGAUAGCUCAGAAGACAGUAAUAAAAGGAAGAGACAUGCCACAGUUGAAACUGGUAAUCGAGCUAAUGGGAGUUUCUUGAAAAUAAGAUUUCCCCCACAAAAACUUAAGGACCCAGUUGAAUUUUCUGCCCCUUCUUCAAUUCCAAUUCCAACUGAACAGAAAUGCUCAACUUCUGGAAGGAAGAAAACAACUGAGGCCAUUGAUAAUGGUGUGUUCACUUCAUUGGAUAAGAAAAUGCAAUUGGUUAGUUUACUUUACAAGGACUUAGUUUCGGAUUUAGCUCCUCUACAUGAAAGAAGCACCAGUUUGUCAUAUGAGGCUGAUGAUGAUAGUUGGCUAUUUGAGACAAGGGUGGUAGAUGGAGGAAGAUGUAAACCGAAAAGUGAUAUGAUGUUAGUUGGUGGUAAUAGCACUUCGAGUUUGUGGCCCCCGAAAGCUACUUAUUUGCCUGAAGUAGAACUGUAUGCGUUGCCAUAUACAGUUCCUUUUUGAAGUAGAACUGUAUGCAAUGAAGGAGAGAAAUUGUGCAUAUUGUAUUCUCGACUUUACUAAUUGAAAAUUUUGGGAUAUUAUUGUAUGAUGAGGAAACAGAGCAUCAUUAAUAUGAUGGAAUUUGUAUUUGGAGAAUAUUGAGUUCAAUUAAUAGCUAAAUUAGCCUAUC
Messenger RNA from Impatiens glandulifera, 1178 nucleotides. RefSeq lists its product as uncharacterized. Lineage: Eukaryota; Viridiplantae; Streptophyta; Magnoliopsida; Ericales; Balsaminaceae. The record is from RefSeq and is a predicted model, not a curated record. The transcript is spliced from 3 exons. Bases 167 to 1009 code for a protein of 280 amino acids.